UGAAAUUUGAUCAUUUUUUACUAUUUAUUUUUAGAGUGAUGACACCGCCUAAAAAUUUAGCUGAAAUGAUUUCAUUCGUUGAAGUACGAAAUAGAAUAGUUUUAGAGUACGAUAAUAAAGCUAAGGAAUUCAAACUCAUUUCUGAUAAUGUUAAAGUAUUAGAAAUUAAUAAUAUACAAAUAACAGAAGUAAUACAAAUUAAAUAUGGAAAAUUACUUCAAGUCUGGAGUACGUACAAGAAUACUCUCGAAGACGCUGAAAUAAUGUUAAAAAUAAAACAAAAUGAAUUCAUGAAAUUGUUAAAGGAAACACAAACUAAUUUAAAAUUAAAAGCUAAAAACCUACUACAAACAUUUUUAGAAACCGCACCAAUUUCUACAGAAUGGAAAUCAAAUGGUAAAUAGAGAACAAUACUUAUCAAUAGGUACUAUAUAGUUUUAAACAUUCAUAUAGAUUUAUUUUAAA
Molecule: messenger RNA, 465 nt
Organism: Acyrthosiphon pisum (pea aphid)
Lineage: Eukaryota; Metazoa; Arthropoda; Insecta; Hemiptera; Aphididae
Exons: 2
Coding region: 39-404 (121 amino acids)
Source: RefSeq, a predicted model, not a curated record